This is a messenger RNA of Syngnathus acus (greater pipefish), 6420 nucleotides long. RefSeq names its product regulator of G protein signaling 12b (gene rgs12b). The transcript has 19 exons. The coding region runs from base 380 to 4894 and encodes 1504 amino acids. Gene Ontology annotation, biological process: signal transduction. Lineage: Eukaryota; Metazoa; Chordata; Actinopteri; Syngnathiformes; Syngnathidae. Gene Ontology annotation, molecular function: GTPase activator activity; protein binding. The record is from RefSeq and is a predicted model, not a curated record.
CACAUCCAGUCCCUCCUCACAGCAGCCCACUCUAAACUACCGAGCCCCCUCCUCCUCCUCCUCCUCCUCCAGUCCUCCUCCUCGUAAGGCUACUUGGCCAGAUGGUGUUGCCUUUUCUUUUGUUUACCCAUCGACCAUGAGUUGACCCAACUGUCCCUAGCUACUCAACUAUGGAUACUACCUGGGAGCCGUCAUUCGACAAGUAAAUAUCAGGAUGGGUGGCUCAACUUUAGGAAGGCUGUGCCAGAGCUGAGUCCAAAUUUUCACCCCUUUGCUGUAUUUGCCACUCGAUGGCAGAGCUUUCUGACUAGAAGACGCUCCAACUUGGCAGCCACUGAAAUGUUCUGAACAAAUAGAUGAGAGAAAAUCCUCUGGCACGAUGUUCAACCAAGUGGACACGUCAUCAAGGAGACGUCCUCACGGUGGCAAUGAGGCCAACCGGCCCCAUUCUCCUCCACCCCCCUCUGUGCAACAGAGGCGAAUCCGGGCUGUUGAGGUGGCCAGAGGAAGGACAGGUUACGGUUUCACUCUCUCGGGCCAAAGCCCGUGUGUCCUCGGCUGCAUCCUGAAAGGCAGCCCCGCAGACUAUGUGGGUUUGCGUUCAGGAGACCACAUCCUCUCAGUGAACGACAUCAACGUCUCCAGGGCAUCCCAUGAAGAUGUGGUCAAAUUGAUCGGACGCUGCACAGGCAUUUUAAAGCUGGUCAUUGGUGAAGUGGAGCGUCACAAGCGACACCAACAACGUGGCGCUGGCAGUCGUCACCAUAGCAGCAACACUAUGGCUGCAGCUUACCUGGACUCGUGCUCCAGCGACGACGAGUUGGACGGCCUCUACGACAACAGUGUCAACAAUAACAGCAGGACUGCUGGCGGAGCUCGUGGGGGCUGGUUGAGACCCAAAAUGGAUUCAAAGCAGUUCGGCAUCAACCGUGCCGAGCGCGUCGUGGCGGAGUUGCAGUCCGGAGGAAUUUUCAACAUGAUCUUUGAGAAUUCCAGCCACUCGUCCAGCAGUUCUGACAAGGACAGACCCGGACAUACCUCAUCGUCCAAACCACGUCCGAUGUCUGAUCCCGAGCUUCCUGCAUGUCGAAACUCCACCCGCUCUCACAGCAACCCUGUCCUGCUCUCUGAGGAGGAGAUGGCCCAAGUUCUAAAUGACGACUCGGUUUUCCUGGACUCUGGUUUUCGACAUCUCCACCUCCACGAGGAGCAGUACAUAGAUGUCUGUGAUGGGCGGGACUUGGUCCUAGAUCCAAAUCAAGACAUUGUCAAUGUGGGCAUGAUUGUGGGCUACCUGGGAUCUAUUGAGCUGGCCUCCACGGGCACCAGCCUGGAGAGUGACAGCCUGCAAGCUAUCAGAGGAUGCAUGAGGCGCCUCAGGGCAGAGCAAAAGAUCCAUUCUCUGGUCCUCAUGAAGGUCAUGCAUGAUAGUGUGCGCCUGUGCAGCGACAAAGGCCAGAUCCUUGCCAUAUAUCCUGCAGAAAAACUAGCAUUCAGUGCCUGUUGUCCUGAUGACCGGCGGUUCUUUGGACUGGUCACCAUGCAGGCCGCAGAUGAAGACUGUCACCUCAGUAGAGGACGAUACGAAGACGGAGGUUUGAGGACUUCUUGCCACGUGUUCAUUGUGGAUCCUGAGCUGUGUCACCACCAGGUACAUGUGGGAGUGGCCCAGAGGUUUGGCUUUGAAUGUACCCCUGACCCAGACACGGGAGGCUGCCUGGAAUUCCCACCCACUUCUCAGUCUCUCCUCCACUUUGUGGCUGUACUUUACCGGGACAUGAGGGACAACAUUGAGGGCAUCCGAGCCAGAGCCUUUCACGAUCCAGAUAACGAUGCCCAGCAGAACCACAGCACCAGCAGUAAUAGUGAUAGCGGGAUUGGGAACUUUUUACCUGAGGAGAAGAGUAACAGAGUGCUCUUAGUUGACCUGGGAGGGCCACUUAACCACAAUCACGUCUCCGGGCCGCGUCAUUGGGACAGCCCACCUUCCUCCCAGCAGGCUUGGAGCCCCACCCUCGGAGCCGCUGCCUCUCACCCACCUCCUCCUCCCCCGCCCGCUAUAAGGAAUAGCCACUACCGCCAUGAAGCGUACCUGGCCGACCUGCCUCAUCCCCUCCCGCUGGCGCACACCGACGCUAGACACGCUCGAGGGGCCCAUCCGCAUCACUACUCGCAGGGAAAGUGGGGAGGAGCCGUCGGAGGCGGGGACAAAAGAGGCACCGGAGGAGGGGUGGAGCCUCAGCGCUGGCUGCCAGUCCAUGUGCUGCGAGACUGGCACCAGCAGCACCACCACCUCCAAGGCUUGAGCAGCGAUCAAGAGUCGUACGCCGAAUCCACUGACGGCUGGUCAUCGGCUAAUUGCAGCACCCUGCCUCCACCCAUGAAUAAGAUCCCGGCCGACCGUUACCGGGCCCCGCUGGUCCCGGGGGACCACCUGCCGCCACCUGGAGGAAGCCAGCCUGCGCCUGUUUUACAUGCCCAGACCCACACCCAGAAGCUGAAAGAUGAAUGGGCCAAGAAACUUUUUGGUGCUGGCGACAGAGAGAGGAGCGAACCCGAAAAGAAGCGUGGGGCUGCCAAAGACGCAGAGAAAAAGGGUGGUCGCUUCCGAGGUCUGACAAUGGGUUUCCCUCCUCUCCCCCAGCGUUCCUCAGGCAGACGCUCCUUCGGACGUUCCAAACGUCUCAGCCUGGCCCGCUCCCUGGAUGAUCUGGAGUCUACUGCAGUUUCCGACGGAGAACUGAACAGUGUGGAGCUGCAGGGCUGCAGCAGUGACAAUAGUCUGAACAGUAAUGCCAGCCUCCCCAGUGUGCAGAGUCACCGGCGCCACACCGAGAGGAGAGUGGCCAGCUGGGCCGUGUGCUUCGAGAGGCUGCUGCAGGACCCCGUGGGAGUCCGCUACUUCUCGGAAUUCCUGAAGAAAGAGUUCAGUGAGGAGAAUAUUUUGUUCUGGCAGGCUUGCGAGUUCUUCAGCCACGUCCCUGAAAAUGACAAGAAGCAGUUGUCUCAGCGAGCCAGAGAGAUCUACAACAGUUUCUUGUCCAGCAAAGCCACCACGCCGGUCAACAUUGACAGUCAAGCUCAGCUCGCUGACGACAUCCUCAAUGCCCCCCGACCUGAAAUGUUCAAGGAGCAACAGUUACAGAUUUUCAACCUGAUGAAGUUUGACAGCUAUACACGUUUCCUCAAGUCUCUCCUCUACCAAGCCUGUAUGUUAGCAGAGGUGGAAGGCCGACCCCUGCCUGACCCUUACCACGUACCCAGCAGCCCCACAUCCAAACACAGCACUACCGGCUCGGACCGCUCCAACCUGUCCACACCCAAGAAGGAGGACAAAAGGAGCAAGUCAGGCCGCUCUUUGAAUGACGACAGCCGGGAUGAUUCGGGAGACCGCAGGAAGGGCAUGUUCUUCUCCUGGUCUCGCAACAGGAGCUUUGGCAAAGGCCCAAAGAAGCGAGAACUAACCGACUUUAAUUACAAUUUCUCCGGUAGCAAUGGUCGCCGUGAGUCCCAGGGUUCUCUGUCCUCGGGCGCCAGUUUGGAGCUAGGGAUGACUGCUUCUGGGAAGAAUGAGGGAGAUGUUUCCCGUGUGGGGGUAUCAGAACGUGGAGGAGGCAGCGCCGUCCUGAGGCAGUGUAACAUCAACCUGCCAGAUGGUUCUUGUUGCUCUGUGCCGCUGAGGGCCGGUGUGUCCAUCAGGGAAUUGUUGCUGGGGCUCUGUGAGAAGAUCUGCAUCAACCUGGCAGCUAUCGACCUCUUCUUGGUCGGAGGGGAAAAGCCACUUGUUUUGGAUCAAGACUGCAUGACGUUGUGUUCUCGGGACCUCCGACUUGAAAAGCGCACUCUUUUUAGGCUAGAUUUGGUCCCUAUUAACCGCUCGGUGGGCCUAAAAGCAAAGCCCACCAAGCCAGUGACGGAGGUUCUCAGGCCGGUGGUGGCCAAGUAUGGUCUGCACCUCUCCGAUUUGGUUGCACGUAUUAGUGGCGAAUCGGAGCCCUUAGAUCUCGGUCUUCCCAUAUCCAAUCUGGAUGGGCUGCGAGUGGUAUUGGAUUCGGUGGAUCACAUGCCGGGAAAGGCACCGUCCAAAAGCCACAUCGGGGCUUCCACAAGCAGGAACCAAUCAACAACAGGGGAGGACAGGCAGUCAAGGAAAGCCGCUUCCACCCACCCCCAUGGGGAAAAUGGCAAGGCUGGGCCCGGCCUUGACACAAGGAGCCAGGCCUUACCCAACCACUCUGUCUCUCUUCAUAAGGCUCCGGAGAAAAGAAAGCAGAAAAAGAUUAAUAUAGACGAAGCUGAAGAGUUCUUCGACCUCAUAUCCAAAGCUCAGAGCAACAGAGCUGACGACCAGCGAGGCCUGCUGAACAAAAGUGACCUGCAGCUGCCAGACUUCCUGCGCCUGUCACCGUCGGCGACCGGUCGAGCCGCGCCUCUGCCCUUUGACCCCGAGCCCGGUUGUUCCACCCCUCACUCCCGCAACCCUGGCAACGGUAGCGCUCGCUUGGGGAGCAAGGCCAGCCACAACGAAAGGGCAAGCGGCAGCCAUAUUCUCAAUGCUCAUCAUCAGUCUCAAAGUUUGGACUCUGCGUUGGGCUCUGACAUUGGAGGGUGGGCGAGCGCCAGGCCCCCUUCUUCGCUGUUUCCCGCCACAAUCUCUCCCAUCCACCCGUCCCAGGAGGCCCAGCACGGUGCAUUCAAGGACACCGGCAGAGGGUCAUCAGUCCAGAUGCUGGAGGAGGACUCCUUGUCUGACCUGACUCUAGUGGGCGAAGGGGACAUCAAUAGUACCAGCCUCAACUACGUCACCCCCUCCAGCCUGCAGUCCAAACCCCAUCCCCAAUCCCAACAGCAAGCACGGGACAUUCGGCCUAGCUCAGGUACUUCCCCCGUGUGACCUUUCACCUCUCCUUUCAGCCACCUCCGAGCGGUCGUGGCCUCUUUUGAGUCAGUUUGACGUGCCCUGUUGCCCGUUUUCACUUGAGACUUGAAUGCAUCCACAUCUCCUCCCUUUCUUUAGUCCUAACGUGGGGCAAUAAAAACACUCCCUGUGGCACAGAAGCAUUUGCUUUUAGUGUAACUGUACAAUUGCUUACACUACAAAUGUAUUAUAAUAGUCAUGUCUGCACUGUGACUUAAGUUGGUCAUACACAAGACAGAAAGCUGAAGCGGGGAUAAAUGGAUGCAUUAUGUCAAAGGUCACAAGAUGUCCUUGGAAUUUUCCUACAUGGUGUGCGUAUGUAUCUGUGUGACUUGCUGUGGAUUUUCCUUUUUCUUUCCCUGAGACUUUAUAGUGAGGGAGGAGUGCAAGGAUGACUCGUGGCAACCUCUCAUCCAGCACCCUUCACCAAAACAACAUAAUGAUGCACUUUAGCCCUUUACGAACAAAACUCCGUGCGCGUGUUGAAAUCACUCGUUUACCUUGACACACUAAAAGAAAGGAAAUUAACUUAUAUGAUGUACGGUUGAUGUGAGCGUAUCAUUUCCAGCUUUGUGCACACUCGCCAUACAAAUGCAGAUUUUCUGCUAUAGUAGCAUGAACGAACACAUUUGCUCAGCUGUUCUUUGUUCCAACUUGAGUACAGUACACUCUGUUUUCACCACUCUCACCUCGGGCACUCCUAAUGCCAUUCAUGCAAACACAGGCCACAGUCAUUGUGCACGCUGACACUGCUUGCAGACCAAAAAGAGCCAGAAGGUUUUGCACCCACUUUUCAGUUUGUCUUUUUUUGCACAAAAUCACAAAGUUGUUAUGUUUGAAAGGUUUUCACAGAGUAGUAGCUUCCCGCAGCCACUCGAAUAGAAUCAGGUAGGUAAGAGGUAUUUGUAAUCGGACGCAUUCCGUCAUUUUGCCUUUCUUCUAUAUAUGUCACAACAGAACAGAUUUGAAAUAAAACAAUCAACGUUGAAGCGUAUACUCUUAGCUUUACUUCAAAAGGUUUCCCAAAUUCCAAUUGUCCUUGACAUUUUAUUCACAGUACAGUGCCUCCAUAUUCAUCUGCCAAUCCAUUUUCUCAAAGACAACACUGACAUCACUGACUACAGAACUUAAGCUGCAAACCGCCAGUGUCACCUCCAUUUUAACCGAAUAUGUGGAAUAAUGUAAAUAUAACUAUCAUUUUAAUAAGUUAAUUUUAACAAGGCAAAAGUCAACAAAAACUCAAAUGCUUCUCAACUCACUACAUUAUAAUGACUAAGCACUCCACCUUUUCUGUUGUGUUGUAUACUUGAUGAAAUAUUAAUUUAUCUCACCUUAUAUUUUUUACCCUGUCAGUAAAACAAAAAGUGUUCAUUUGUACGCAGCCAAACAAGUGAAAUCCCCACGUUGCUCUUGUUCAUCUGCAUUGCAGCCAUGCUGUUUCUUCAGCUCUGCUCUCUCUCAAACUGUCUGUAAAUAGAUAAAAUAAAUGUUAAUAUCUUGAA